Cyprinus carpio (common carp) is the source of this 2145-nucleotide messenger RNA. RefSeq names its product asc-type amino acid transporter 1-like. The record is from RefSeq and is a predicted model, not a curated record. Gene Ontology annotation, molecular function: neutral L-amino acid transmembrane transporter activity; L-amino acid transmembrane transporter activity. Gene Ontology annotation, cellular component: membrane. NCBI's taxonomy places the organism in Eukaryota, Metazoa, Chordata, Actinopteri, Cypriniformes, Cyprinidae. Gene Ontology annotation, biological process: D-alanine transmembrane transport; D-serine transmembrane transport; amino acid transmembrane transport.
AUGGUUUUGUGAAAUGCCAGCCCUUAUGUGCACCGCGUGUGUGGAUCAGUCGUGCCGCGCGCUCGUUAACAUUCUGUCCGGAGAGCGCGCGAUGCGGCGCCUGCGCGGCCUUUUCACCGUGUUCCUAUCCUCUGGAGCGAGUUGAAGAGAGGAAGCCCAGCUCUCUGUUCGUGCGCGAGCUGAAAUGGUUGGAGUAGAGAGGAAGAGGACAGAGGCUCAGAGGAGCAUCAUGAAAGACAGCGAGCUUAAACGAGACUCCGGCAUCCCUGAGCGCGUGACACUCAAGAAGGAGAUUGGACUUCUGAGCGCGUGCGCGAUCAUCAUCGGUAACAUUAUUGGCUCAGGGAUCUUCAUCUCUCCUAAGGGUGUUCUGGAGCAUUCAGGUUCGGUUGGCCUGGCACUGGUGGUGUGGGUGCUAGGAGGAGGCAUCGCUGCUCUGGGCUCCCUUUGCUACGCUGAACUAGGGGUCACCAUCCCUAAAUCUGGGGGAGACUAUUCCUACGUCACAGAGAUUUUUGGUGGUCUCAUGGGGUUUCUGCUGUUGUGGAGUGCAGUACUGAUCAUGUAUCCCACCACACUGGCAGUCAUCGCUCUCACGUUCUCCAACUAUGUGCUUCAGCCUGUUUUCCCAUACUGCAUUCCUCCAUACAUAGCCACACGCAUGCUCUCCACUAUCUGCAUAUUGUUUUUGACAUGGGUGAACUGCUACAGUGUGCGUUUGGCCACACGGAUCCAGGACGCCUUUACCGUGGGGAAGCUUCUGGCUCUGGGGCUCAUCAUUACUGUGGGUUUAGUGCAGAUCUUCGGAGGUAACUAUGAGAGCCUGACUCCACAGGUGGCGUUCAUGUUUAAUAAAGCUCCCUCCAUAGGGCAGAUUGCUCUGGCUUUUCUUCAUGCCUCCUUUGCCUUCAGUGGCUGGAACUUCCUCAACUACGUCACAGAGGAAGUGGUGGAUCCGAGGAGGAAUCUGCCUCGAGCCAUAUACAUCUCCAUUCCACUGGUAACAUUUGUCUACACGCUCACAAACAUUGCGUAUUUCUCCUCCAUGUCUCCUGAGGAACUGCUGUCCUCCAACGCAGUGGCUGUUACUUUUGGUGAAAAGCUUCUCGGGAUGUUUUCCACCCUCAUGCCGAUCUCUGUGGCACUCUCCACUUUUGGGGGCAUCAAUGGUUACCUCUUCACCUCCUCCAGGUUGUGUUUCUCCGGGGCACGGGAAGGACAUUUACCCAGCCUUCUUGCUAUGAUCCACUUUAAACAGUGCACGCCGAUUCCAGCUCUGCUCGUCUGUUGCACUGCCACAAUUGUGAUCUUGUGCAUUGGAGAAACUCACAACCUUAUAAACUAUGUGUCUUUCAUCAACUACCUCUCUUACGGAGUCACUAUUGCUGGCCUACUCUACUACAGAUGGAAGAAGCCAAACUUAUACAGGCCCAUCAAGGUGAGUCUGCUAGUGCCGGUGUGUUACCUGCUCUUCUGGGCUCUACUGCUGGGCUUCAGUUUGCACUCGGAGCCGCUGGUGUGUGGAGUGGGGCUGGUCAUUAUGCUCACUGGAGUGCCUGUCUAUUUCCUGGGAGUUUACUGGAAAGACAAGCCAAAAUGCAUAUAUGACUUCAUUGAGUGGGCUACAUAUCUGUGGGGAAGAGUGUUUUUUUUUUGUUUUUUUCACAAAUAUAUAUCCUAUUGAAGCGGCAGAAUGGACUGACAGAUCUUCCUUCACAAGCAAAGCUUCUGGACCUCUCUGAAUUUUGCAUUACUUUAAUUCGGCAGCUCUUUACUUAAAAUCCACACUUUCCAGGCUUGUAGUUGUAGUAAAAAAAGAAAUGAAACAAUAACUGCCUCAUUUGUUUAAAUGGGCACUAUAUUCGUAUGCGUCAGUGGGUUUAAAUGGUUCUGUUUCAGCUACUAUGGAUUGUGUACUGCACUGGGUAUUGCUCACUUUUUGGUUAGGUGUGUUAUUUCUACUGUUUUAAAACCCUAUAAUUUGCUACUGGGGUUCAUUUGCAAAUGGCCUGUGUUGAUACAUGUACAGAAUCUCUCCUCUCUUUUGUAUGAUACUUCACCUGUGAUGUCUUUCCAACCACAUAACCAUUUAUACAGGCACUGCACGCCUCACUGGUGUAAAUACAUUUGAAGUGCUUCUAACAA